Molecule: messenger RNA, 1107 nt
Organism: Aspergillus tanneri
Lineage: Eukaryota; Fungi; Ascomycota; Eurotiomycetes; Eurotiales; Aspergillaceae
Exons: 2
Coding region: 1-1107 (368 amino acids)
Source: RefSeq, a predicted model, not a curated record
AUGGCUCGGCCUAACAGCAAAUCGAAGGGUAAUGCUGAAUAUCCGUCCAAUGACACUAACCCACCAUCGUCAUUGCCAUCAUAUGAUUCGAAACAGCCCUUUCCUCCUCUUUCGCCCGACGAUCUCGCUGCAACAACCGCUUCCAACAAUACGCAAGACAACAGCUAUCUGGAGGAUGACCAAGACAUAAUGUCGCCCCUACAGGCAGACACCGAGGCGGAAGAUGAAGAUGUUGAUUUCCACACACAGUACUCGUUGGAUAACCAAUUCUUUUCCGACACGUCUACGGAUUCGGAAUCCCCAGAAGAUGGCAUCGCAAUGCAUCAUCCGUUUCGACAGUCAACCAGUUCCCUCCACGGCCCCAAUGCGUUUGCCCCUCCUUUCUAUAACCGACCUCCAACGCCUCUACCGCCGUCCCCUUCCUUGACCUCUCUUCUGCGUCCCCCCUUUUCCACCACGACGUCCAGACCCACCACUCCCGACAGCUCGGACGUGGAAACACCAAACGACACUGAAGCUGCUGUUGCGAACUCGGCGCGACGUGCGACAACCGUGCCUCGAGCAAGUCCAAAGGUACCAACGUAUGAAUAUUACGGUUUUGUUUUGUACCUUGCCUCGUCACUGGCUUUCUUGAUGUAUAUCCUCUGGUCCUAUCUCCCCUCCCCAUUCUUACUCCAAUUGGGAAUUCGUCACUAUCCCAAUCGUUGGUGGUCUUUAGCGUUUCCCUCGUGGCUGGUUAUGUCCAUAAUCUAUAUUUACGUUGCUCUGGCGUCGUACAACACUGGCUAUCUGACGCUGCCCAUGAAUAGUGUCGAGAAUAUCGUUGAUGGUGUGGCCAACGUAGCCGUCAUUGAUGGUAAAGGGAGGCGACGACCGGGUGGCGCUGCGAAGAUGAGGCCUGGCGCAACAUCUUUCCAAAUUAUGGGACCGCAGAACCGGAAGGUGAACUGGAGAGAGAUUUGGAGCGAAGGCACCGAUGCUGUCUUGGACGUUCCUGUUGGAGGAGUGUGUGAAGUUCUAUAUGGCCCGGAUCGGGAUGACGAUGAAAUCUACGACGAAGGAGUUGGCUCUUCAAGCGACCAUCUUGAACAGGAAGGCCAUAGCUAA